UCUGCUCGGCUCAUAUCAGACUGUGUUGUGUUUGUGUGUGUAGUAAAUGUUUACCGCUGUGCUGAGUGCAGAAAAGAAAUUUCAAACAAGCGUUCAAGUGCACGCAACAACAAUAAAAACAAACAAAAAUAACAAAUAAGUUGAAGAAUACACGCUUCAUACACAAAUAGCUCGUGCUCAACUAAUAAAUCCAUAUUUAUGUAUAUUCGUGCGUCCGUAUGUAAAUGAGCAAUUGUCAAUUAUAAACUGCGAAGGCGAAUUAUGGAGCAGAAAAGUGUUGUAAACUUUACAAACUGGCGCGCUGGUCUAAUUGCUGCGCUGUUCUGCACUGUUUGGCUGAGCUUAGGGUGUGGGCGUGUGGAUGGGGAGUCAGUUUAUGUGCAGGACUUGAAGGGCCUAUCAUGGACGCUAACGAAUGGCACUUACACCAACACUAAAGUGAAAAUACCUUCGGGAGUAUACAGCGCCAUAGCAGGGGAAGAUGUGCUCAAGUCCUACAACGAUGUGGAUAUGCGUUACAUUUCAUACGACAACUGGACAUAUUCCUUAGAGUUUGCCGAGGAAAUUAAAGAUUCGCGUCUAGUCAACCUCACAUUUCAUGGCAUUGACACGAUUUCGGAAAUUUACCUCAAUGGCCAUUUACUCGGCCACACCGACAAUAUGUUUGUGCGUUACACCUACGAAGUGGGCCACAUUUUGCAGGAUGUGAACCGAUUGGUGGUGCGUUUGAUAUCGCCCGUGCAUGCGGCGCGUAUGCGAGCUGAUGCGUUGACGGCGCGUAAUAUGUCUGUGCCGCCCGCGUGCCCGCCCGCCAGCUAUCGCGGUGAAUGCCACGUGAAUAUGCUGCGUAAAAUGCAGGCGAGCUUUUCGUGGGAUUGGGGCUUGGCGGCACCGUCAAUGGGUAUUUGGAAACACGUAACGUUGGAGUUCUAUGAGGUGGCCUUGAUUCGUGAUGUGGAUGUGGCAAUUAGUCGCAAUGAGACACAUUGGAAUAUGCAUACGCGCGUUUUUAUUGAUUCCGGCGGCAGGAAAGAUUUCUAUGCUGAACUUAAAUUCUAUGCGAUUGAACUUAUGGAGGAACCCGUGGUCAUAAGUACAUAUGCCAAGAAGAGGCUUUCAUGGCACAAUCCAGUUAUUACUUUCGAUCAAGCAUUUCCCAUUGAUAGUGUCACGCUUUGGUGGCCAAAUGGUUAUGGUGAGCAAAAACUAUAUCCACUACAUUUCUCAUUAAAAACUUGGCUUAACCGAACCGGAUCGAGCUUGCGAGCACGUACUUCAUCCACUAAGAAUAUACGCGUAGGCUUCCGCACCAUUGAGUUGGUAGAAGAUGCGGCGAGAGAAGGCACUGGAAACUACUUUUUGUUCAAAGUGAAUGGCGUCGAGAUCUUCAUGAAAGGCACCAAUUACAUACCCAUGCAUGUACUGCCAGAGUAUAGUUAUGAAGAGGAGAAAAUACGCAUUCUAAUGGGGGCUGUGAAGGAUGCUCACAUGAAUAUGAUUCGGGUUUGGGGCGGUGGCAACUAUGAGAGUAACGAGUUCUAUGACAAGGCGGAUCAAUUUGGUAUACUCAUCUGGCAGGAUAUGAUGUUCGCAUGCGCUAUGUAUCCCACGAGUGAUGAGUUUUUGGCUUCGGUCCGUACUGAGGUCAUACAGAAUGCCAAACGAAUUGCUUAUCAUCCGAGUAUUGCGAUAUUUGCGACGAAUAAUGAAAACGAAGCGGCCUUGGUAGGUAAUUGGUAUGGCACAGCCGGUGAUCGUGCGCGUUUCGAGGCCGAGUAUCGUGAAUUGUAUGUUGGCACUGUCUUCCAUGAAUUGAAAAUCAUUCAGAAUAGUUUUAGACCGAAACCAUUGAUCUCAUCACCAUCGAAUGGGAAGGCCAGUGAAAAGGAUAAUUAUAUAUCGGAUAAUCCACAAAAUGAGAAUUACGGCGAUAUACAUUUCUACAGUAAUUACGAGGAUGCUUGGAAUCCAAAUAUUUAUCGCCGCCCACGUUUUGCUUCCGAGUACGGUUUCCAGAGCUUGCCGAAGCUAACCUCUUGGCAGUUAAGCAUGGCGUCGACAGAUGAACUGCUUAAUUUAAUACAUCACCGUCAGCACCAUCCUUCCAAUAUGACGAUGAUAAUUGCUUUGAUACGUCGUCAUCUACCACUGCCACUGCCAGAGGAUGACAAUUAUGUGGAGGCUUUGAUUUACUUCAGUCAAAUCUCACAGGCCAUGGUUACGAAAACAGAAACGGAGCUAUACCGCAGUUUGCGUGACACGGAGCACCAUACAAUGGGUGCUCUCUAUUGGCAGCUGAACGAUGUGUGGGUCGCACCCUCUUGGUCGAGCAUUGAUUUCUAUGGCAACUAUAAACUGCUACAUUACUGGGCUAAAUAUUUCAUGGCGCCCAUACAUAUAGUUGCGUUGUACGACUCCGAUCAGGAUGCGUUGAAUGUGUCAUUGAUUUGUGACAAGCUGGAAGUUGACUUUAGAGGACUUGAGGUCUCUAUGAAUAUUUACAAAUGGUCUGAUUUAUUUCCGAAAAAGCAAACUGUUUGGCCGGUCAUUUUGAAACCCAAUGGCGUACAAUAUGACAAGAUAAUACCGAUUACAAGCAUCUUCCGAGGAGGUUUUACCAAAACCAACUCCUUCGUCGAGUUCAUCUUGCGUGAUAAUACGACGACACUCGCACGCAAUUUUUACUUUCCCAGCGCGAUUAAGGAUGCAGAGGGCGUAGAAGAUCCCAAAGUGACGUUAAGCGUCUUCUAUUCAUACUGCUAUAAAGUGAAUAAUCAAUUUGCGAAUAUUAUCAGUUUGAAUAUUGUCAUUUCAAGACCGGCUAUUUUUCUCUACCUCGAGCUGCUCAACAUCGAUAUUACACGGUAUAAAUUGUCGCAUAACGGUUUUAUGAUGUUGGCGCCAACCAAGAUGGUACAUUUGGAAUUCAUUAGCGAUGAGUGUAAGGAUGUGAAGGAAGAAAAUUUUAAAAUGACAACAGUCAAUCAAUAUAUGAUAUAAUGUGUGUGCUCUCUGAAAUUUUUUUAUCCUCUAAGAAUAUUUGUUUAAUGCCAAAGAGUUUGUCGAUAACAAAGAAACUCACAAAUAACAAUUCGAUAAAAAUA
Messenger RNA from Ceratitis capitata (Mediterranean fruit fly), 3104 nucleotides. RefSeq names its product beta-mannosidase (gene beta-Man). Gene Ontology annotation, molecular function: beta-mannosidase activity. The record is from RefSeq and is a predicted model, not a curated record. The transcript is spliced from 12 exons. Bases 262 to 3000 code for a protein of 912 amino acids. Gene Ontology annotation, biological process: glycoprotein catabolic process. Lineage: Eukaryota; Metazoa; Arthropoda; Insecta; Diptera; Tephritidae.